Molecule: messenger RNA, 444 nt
Organism: Meloidogyne enterolobii
Lineage: Eukaryota; Metazoa; Nematoda; Chromadorea; Rhabditida; Meloidogynidae
Source: the annotation of a GenBank genome assembly
AUGAAAUUUUCCAAAACAAAUUUAAUGAGAAUAACAACAAAAUAUCUUAAUUCAGCAACAAUCGGAGAAUCAAAAAACAACAAUUCUUUAAAUAAAUCUUUUUCAAAAAUUGUUUCUUAUUAUGAACAAUUUAUUGGACUUUCUGAAGUUCAAAAAGCUAGAAAUGAAGUUAAUCAAUGUGAAAGUAAUUUAUUCCAAGCCCAACAGGACAGAAGAGAAAAACAAUCAGAAAUCAGACUUGUACAGAAUAAAUUAAAAGAAAUACACAGCGAACUUGACAGGACAUUGAGAGGGGAAGACAAAUAUUUACGUCUAAUAACUGAAGAACAUGCUGCAAUUAAAAAAGAAAGGGAAAUGAUGAAUAUUUAUGAGGAAUUGGAAACUAGGGAGAGGGAGGCUUUUAAUGUUUUGUCUAAUAAGGUUUGGGGAAUUUUUUUUAAAUAA